AUGUCAUCUCGGACAUUUACGAAGCCCCUUUACAACUGGGAACUGGGUGACCUGGGCCUGCUCUCGCUAGCGGAAUUCAUUGGUUCUAUCCUUGCAUUUUAUGUAGGUGGUCGCUUGAUCGACAUUGUCUCUAGGCGAAGCACUGCUCGACAUGGCGGCGUUCGUAAGUCGGAAUAUCGACUACCUGCUGUCGUGAUCCCUGGCGUGGUUGGAUCCGCAGGAAUUCUCAUUUUUGGUCUUUGCAUCGCACACAAAACUCAUUGGAUCGGCCCCGCAGUGGGUACUGCUAUGCAGGCUUUCGGUGUCGCCGCUAUCAGCAACGUUGCGGUGACAUACUCGCUGGACUUAUACAAAAAAGUUACUGGUGAGGCUUUGGUCAUCAUAUUCGUGAUCCGGAACACCAUCGGGAUGCUGGUAUCGUUAUACGCGGCAGACUGGAUUGAACGUCAAGGACCUGCAGCUGUCUUGGAUGAAAUGACUGCGAUCCAAGUCGUGAGCAUCCUCUUCGCGACCCCCCUUUUCAUUUGGGGUAGUCAUAUUCGAGCUUCCACUUCACGAUAUGGUCCCAAGCGUUUCCAGGAUUAG
Messenger RNA from Penicillium arizonense, 585 nucleotides. RefSeq lists its product as uncharacterized. NCBI's taxonomy places the organism in Eukaryota, Fungi, Ascomycota, Eurotiomycetes, Eurotiales, Aspergillaceae. Gene Ontology annotation, biological process: transmembrane transport. The transcript has 2 exons. Bases 1 to 585 code for a protein of 194 amino acids. Gene Ontology annotation, molecular function: transmembrane transporter activity. The record is from RefSeq and is a predicted model, not a curated record.